Microdochium trichocladiopsis is the source of this 1739-nucleotide messenger RNA. RefSeq lists its product as uncharacterized. The transcript is spliced from 3 exons. NCBI's taxonomy places the organism in Eukaryota, Fungi, Ascomycota, Sordariomycetes, Xylariales, Microdochiaceae. The coding region runs from base 139 to 1281 and encodes 380 amino acids. The record is from RefSeq and is a predicted model, not a curated record.
GCCCUCGUUCUUCUCUUAGGCCUCGCCCUCUCUUUCGUCGUACUUUCGCUCCUGUCAAGAGGCCCAGCAACCCCUCCCCUCAUCCAAGAGCCAGCAGCCCAGCGUCAGACGACACGCCAUGGUCGUCGGCGGACCACGAUGCGCCUCCUAACAAACUCGAAUCCCGGCAGGCGGCGACACCAGCGACAACGACAACCGCACAAUGCCAUCCCCUUUCUGACGACAGCACUCCUCGCGACGACAACCCUCGCCCAGGUCGUCCAGGACACAUGGACGUUCCCCAAGGGCCCGGACUUGGCGACCACCAUCAACGUCGGCCAGAAGAUCCGGAUCGGCUGGACAAGCAGCCUCCAGGACUGGUUCCCGGCCUACUGCCCGGGCUGUCUCAAGACGGCGGCCGACCUGUACAUUACCAGCGUGGGCAUCUCGGGCCAGCUGCCGUUCAAGCACAAGGUCGCCAGCAAGAUCGACGUGACCUCGGAUUUCUCGAUAGAGUGGACCGUGUCGCUGCCUGACAAUGAGGUGUCGUGUCAGUCGUGUGGUAGCUGGGCGUUUCGUUUCAUGGCAGACGAUGCCAACGGCGAGGUUGCAUCAAAUGUCUUUUCGGUGAAACCUGCCCGGCCGGGCUCAUCAUCUUCAGACACAACCACCGCGACGACGCUCAGCACAGUAGCCUCGACCACCACGGUCAACACCUCGACACAGCAGACAGGCGUCCCCGUAGCAGUCCCGACACAAACGGCCCCGGGAAAUGCGCCGGUCAACUCGCCCUCAUCUCCUUCCAACAACAAUGGCGACAACAGCAGCAGUAGCAACAACGACCAGGCACCCUCCACCGGCCUGUCCACGGGCGCCAAGGCCGGCUUGGGCGUGGGCGUGGCCCUCGGCGCCAUCGUCCUCGUCCUGAUGGGCUGGUUCCUCGCGAACUGGCACAAGAAGCGCACCGCGGCCAAGACGGACGAGGACUUCCUGACCACCUACCUCGAGGUCCGGCAGGGCCGCACGUCCCGCACCGGCGCCUCCUCUCCGCUCAGCUCGGGCCCGCCGCGGCACCGGCCACUCUCAGACUUCAUGCUCGACAAGUCGGCUAAAGAAAAAUGGGAUCCCAGCGAGACGUUCGCCUCGGGCGCGACCUCGCCCGGCGUGCCACCGUCCGCGACCAACGCGUCGGUUCGGAGCCAUGGGAGCAGCGCCGUGCCCGACUUCUUGGGCGUCGCGGCCCCGCGCACGCCCGAUAGUCCCAGCUUCGAGCUGCUCCCGCGGUCGGGGCCGAGGUCGUAAUCAAAUCCAUCCAAGUGUGUGUAUCAGUGGGAGAAGAACCACGAAAUGAGAAGUGUUUGUGUUGGUCGUCUGCAUAAAAUGGAGCCAGCGGGUGUUUUUUUUCCCUAUGUGUCAUAUUAUAUCCUAUAGCAUAAUGUUUUUACCUGUAUAAUCUUCGAAGACGUAGAGCGUCGUGUUUGUGUGUGUGUGGAAGCGUGGCACGGCCGGGAAGAAUUAAGACAGGCCAUGGGAGGAAAACAUGCCGAAUAUCCGCAACAGCCCCGGAUCAACCAGUCUGCAAGGCAUCCCGUAGACGGCUCGGUGGGUAAUAUACAUCGGAGCACAUGAAUACCGCUCUGGAGCGCACCUUGUAACAUUCAUUUUAUUUCUUUUGUACGUAGACAACAAUUCCCAGCUCGCUGCAUCGUCGUCGAUCAGAAAUAUUUGCGAGCAGGACGUCCUCGAAAUUCCGAAAAUCU